This is a messenger RNA of [Torrubiella] hemipterigena, 951 nucleotides long. The record is from the annotation of a GenBank genome assembly. Lineage: Eukaryota; Fungi; Ascomycota; Sordariomycetes; Hypocreales; Clavicipitaceae.
AUGUCAGCCAUUAAGAACGUUGCCAUUGUUGGUGCAGGAGGUCGCUCUGGAGGUUUCAUUACCAAAUAUCUACUUGAGACUGGCAAACACACCGUCACAGCUCUUACUCGCAAGGGCAGCUCCUCAAUGUUACCAGCCGGAACCGUUGUCAAGGAGAUUGAUUACGCGGAUGCCGACACUAUUGUGGAUGCUUUAAGAGGCCAGGAUGCCCUUAUCAUCACCCUUUCUGUCCAGGCUCCCGAAGAAACCAACAUGAUUCUCGUAAGCGCGGCAAUCGAAGCCGGCGUGUCGUGGAUCAUGCCCAACGAAUGGGGGCCAGACAAUGCGGACGCCAGUGUGAGGAAAGACAUUGCCGCCUUCGAAUCAAAGGGACUUGUUCGAGAUGCUAUUGCAGCUUCCAAAAGCACCAAGUACAUUUCCCUAGUUACAGGGUUUUGGUACGAGUGGUCACUAGCCUUCCCUCUCGGCUUCGGCUUCGACAUCAAGAACCGCAAGGUUGUUUUCUACGACGAUGGCAGCAUCAAGAUUUGUACAAGCACAUGGCCGCAGGUUGGACGCGCAGUGGCCGCCAUUCUCUCAUUGCCAGCAACGUCAACCACAGGGCCUAGCCUAGAGUCGUAUGCCAACCGCCUGGUGUACGUCAAGAGUUUCACCAUCAGCCAACGCGAAAUGUUUGCCUCGUUACUCCGCACAACAGAAACUACAGAAUCGGACUGGACGAUAACUCAGGCACCUGCGAGAGAGCUCUAUGCCGCUGGCGUCGCUGAACUGCAAGCUGGCAACAGGAACGGCUUUAUCAAGCUUCUUUACACACGUAUCUUCUUUGAUGACGGUAAUGGAAACUUUGAAGCCAAGCACGGCGUCAGAAACUCGGAGCUUGGAUUGCCUGAAGAAGACCUAGAUGAGGCAACUAGAAUUGGAAUAUCUAGAGCAAAUAACCCGGCGCAGUAG